Molecule: messenger RNA, 309 nt
Organism: Paramuricea clavata
Lineage: Eukaryota; Metazoa; Cnidaria; Anthozoa; Malacalcyonacea; Plexauridae
Source: the annotation of a GenBank genome assembly
AUGGAACAGCCACCACCCUACACCGGUUACCCACCACAACCUGCCCCCUAUCCCCCACAACAACAGCCUGGAUAUCCCCCACAACAACAGCCUGGAUAUCCCCCGCAACAACAGCCUGGAUAUCCACCACAACAACAGCCUGGGUAUCCCCCACAAAAACAGCCUGGGUAUCCACCACAACAGCCUGGAUAUCCACCUCAACAACCUGGGUAUCCACCUCAAGGACAAGGAUAUGUUCAGCAACCUGCCGGGUUUUCUUCGCAAACUACCAAUAAUACAACCGUGGUGGUAGUUGGGCAAGUAAGUUAA